Microdochium trichocladiopsis is the source of this 967-nucleotide messenger RNA. RefSeq lists its product as uncharacterized. Gene Ontology annotation, biological process: regulation of transcription by RNA polymerase II. The transcript has 3 exons. The record is from RefSeq and is a predicted model, not a curated record. Bases 1 to 696 code for a protein of 231 amino acids. Lineage: Eukaryota; Fungi; Ascomycota; Sordariomycetes; Xylariales; Microdochiaceae. Gene Ontology annotation, molecular function: RNA polymerase II cis-regulatory region sequence-specific DNA binding; DNA-binding transcription factor activity.
AUGAGACGCGAUGCAAGUAUAAGUUUCGAAGCUCUUGAUUACGCUGCUGAGCAAUACGUCGACAGCAAGCAUCCCAACUCGUUUUGUACUCGAUGCGAUCGUGCCUUUCGCUCCUGCCAGGCUAGGCAGCAACACUUCUACGCUUCAAGUCAACACCACAUCUGUGUCAAAUGUCCCCGAAAGCCUGAUUUCUUGUUGCUGCAGGGUCUUGACAGCCAUUUAACCAAGGUUCACCACUAUUGUCGACCUUGCGAAAGGGGUUUCGACAAAGCAGGUGACCUGGUAAAACACGAUGUUGCAGUACAUAACCUAUGUACGAGUUGUGGAAAUUAUUACGAUUCGCCCAACAAUCUGAAGAAUCAUCAAUUAACUCAUCUCGAGAGGACUGUCGAAUGCGCAGGAUGUGCGGGCAAGUUCGUCCGGUCCUCAGCUAUGGUCCUACACCUCGAAGCAGGAACUUGCCCCUCAGGUUGCGAUAGCGAUAGAGUGGAUCAAGUCGCCUUCGAUUGUUAUCAAUCCCGGCACUACGUAGCUGACGAGGAUUCGGACUUCGAAUACCGUUGUCGGGGCUGUGAUGCUGAGUUUUAUUACAUCAGUGGUCUGUUGCAGCAUGCUGAAAGCGAUGCUUGUGGCGAGGGUCUUCACCCAAGUCAACCCCUGGGCAAGUUCCUCCAGUACCUAAGAAGCCGAAUCUGAGAGAAACGGCAGGUUUAUGCUGCGAGAGAGCCUCCGACUGUUCGCAAUGAAGGACUCUUCACUAGCAUACGCAGCCCAGAUUGGGAGGAGUUAUGGUAGUGCGGGCGAUCUCGAAUCGUCGUCAGAUUUUAAAUCACUUCUAUCAUGAUUGAGUCUUCAUAUAUACUGGUCGGUUAGCCGCCUGAGUCUUUGGAAACCGCGUCAGUAUGAUGUGCAAUAUACCGGCCAUGUUCUAGAGCGAUGUUAACCUUGAUGAAUGUCAAGCUUUGGG